AAAUUUCUUCGUAGACAAAAUCUGAAUUCCGUCCAUAGUCGACACUUUAUUUUUUUAUUCGUUCUAUUUUUAGACACCGCGAAAUUAAGUGAUGGUUACUCAAGAAUUAGUACAAGUACUCACAUUAAUAUAAACUAAUUAAACUCGCAACAGAUGUUGAACUUCAACAAUGAGCCUUACACAGACAGCCAUGUACCAGCCUAGACGACUCUACCAAUACUUAACAGCCUCCACUGCUUUACUUACUAUCGUAACCGGCGGCUUACACUAUGCUUGGCCAUCACCUUCCAUCCCCCAAUACAUAUCAGGGAACACCACCUCCUUCAAAAUAACCAACGACGAAGGUUCCUGGAUCAUCGUAAUGCAACUUAUAGCACCCAUACCAUCCUGCUUUCUUGGAGCAGCCAUUAUUGACGUAAUCGGUCGCAAGAAAUCGAUUCUGCUGACAGCAAUUCCUUACAUGAUCGGAUGGUUGAUGGUAGUGUUCGCUAAAUCAGGAGUGGAACUUUGCAUAGCCCGAUUUUUCGCUGGUAUUUCCGACGGGGUGGCUUUCACAGUCAUACCAUUGUACAUUGGAGAAAUCGCAGACCCAGAAAUUCGGGGGUUGCUGGGUGCUGGUAUAUCAGCAACUUGGAUUUUUGGAAUGUUGAUAAUAAACGUGGUGGGGUCAUACUUGAGUGUUACCAUGACAGCGGCCAUAUGCACAGUAGUGCCGUGUCUUCUUCUCGUAACGUUCGUAUGGAUGCCAGAAAGCCCAUAUUUUUUGAUAAUGAAGAACGACAUAGAAGCCGCUCGUUCCGCUUUAAGGAAGUUUAGAGGAAGAACAGAUGUAGAAGAAGAGUUGAUGAGGCUGGAAGAAGCCGUCAAGAAUCAAAACAAAAAGAACGGGAAUGUCCUGGAACUGUUUUCCAAAAAAAACAAUCGAAAAAGUUUGGGCAUAAUCGCGGUUUUACGAAAUAGUCAACAGAUGAGUGGAGUGGCGGCUAUAAGUUUCUACACUUUGACCAUUUUUCACGAAGCUGGUGAUUUUAUGUCGCCUUUGGCUGCGACCAUUCUUUACGUGGUCAUACAGUGCGUGAUGACGAUUCUGUGCUCGAUUCUCGUAGACAAGACUGGUCGGAGACCUCUUCUAAUAUCGUCACUCAUCGGUUCAAGUAUUUGUUUGUUCGUCGAAGGAAGCUAUUUUUAUGUUAAAGACUUCACUGAUAUUGAUGUUAGUUCUUUUAAUUUCGUACCAGUGGUAGCACUUAUAGGUUACGUCGUGAUUUUUAAUCUAGGUGCUCAGCCUAUUCCUAUGUUGGUACAAGGGGAGCUUUUUCCCACGAAUGUUAAAGGUUUGGCGUCUUGUCUUUCCGAGGUGUAUUUUUGUAUUUUAGCGUCCAUUUUUUCCAAGUGCUUUCAAGUGAUGCGUGAUAAUUUUGGUAUUUAUGUGCCAUUUUAUAUAUAUGCGGUGUGUUGUGUGAUUAAUUUGAUUUUUGUGGUACUGUUUGUACCUGAGACGAAAGGGAAGACGCUGGAGGAGAUUCAAGAGGCUCUUUGUGAGAGGAAGAAAGAGAAGGGAGGUAGUUAGGUGUAGAUUUUUGUAAGUAGUUAGAAAUCAGAUGAACAAAGUUAUUUUGUAGAUACGUUUGAUUUAUAAUCAAUUUCUUCUUCUUGUGAUAACUCUAGAGAUCUGAGAAAGAUGAUACGACUGAACAACACAAUAAACAACUCAAAAAACGUAGAAGAG
Zophobas morio is the source of this 1729-nucleotide messenger RNA. RefSeq names its product facilitated trehalose transporter Tret1-like. NCBI's taxonomy places the organism in Eukaryota, Metazoa, Arthropoda, Insecta, Coleoptera, Tenebrionidae. Gene Ontology annotation, molecular function: sugar transmembrane transporter activity. Bases 170 to 1570 code for a protein of 466 amino acids. The transcript is spliced from 2 exons. The record is from RefSeq and is a predicted model, not a curated record. Gene Ontology annotation, cellular component: membrane. Gene Ontology annotation, biological process: transmembrane transport; carbohydrate transport.